CUUUAUGUCGGAAGUACCGUCCCCGCCAAUACUCCAUUCCGCCCCAUUUUAAGGCCACCUGAACACGAUAGACAUCAACUGACUUCGGUGUAUUCCACACUUCAUAAUCCAUAGGACUCUCUGCGGAUAUUUUUCGCCGGUAUUACAGCCUCUGCUCAGCAAAUUCAUCAUGUCUUCGGAAGCCAGAUUAUACACAUUUUCUCCGGAAACGAAAGACGCUUUACGCAAAUUCAGGCUGGGCACUUCCCGGGCGAAGGACCCACAAGCCGUCAUUUAUGAGGUCAAUAAGCAGACGCUUGAGAUAGCUCAAUCCGAGGGCGAGGAGGGCCCGACAGUGUAUUCGAAGAUCCAGGAUCUUCAAGAGGAUUUGCCUGAGCAUUCACCCCGAUACAUAUUGCUCAGUUAUCCAUUAACUUUGCCAUCGGGAAGGCUGUCAGUGCCGUAUGUUCUGAUAUACUAUUUACCCGAAACUUGUAACGCUGAGCUGCGAAUGCUGUAUGCCGGUGCCAGGGAACUCAUGAGAAACACAGCAGAAGCUGGAAGAGUCCUCGAGAUAGAAUCGGCGGAGGAGCUGGACGAAAUCGAAUCGAAGCUUGGUGUGAGCUCAUCAUAAACAAUCUACAAUCAACCUACUGUAACAUAGGUUCCAGCUUAGCGGAACUAGGGGCUGCUUGUCCGACUGUAGUCAUUUCAAGCUUUGGAUUAGUUCACCGGGCUUUUACUCUUUUCUAUACGGUCGAUUUUAAAGGAGACAAUUUCUAUUCCGUUCUGUCCGCCGAAAAGGGCGCGAAGAUAUUCUACUCGUCGGAUAAAAGAGAGACAGCGUGUCGUCUCAAGCACCAAAAAAAUUUUAUAUAGUCUUCAUUACUUUCGCCAGCAAAAGCCCAACUAAUGGCUAAAUUCUGUGCUAGAAUUGAAAAUAACAAUCUAGUCUAGCCAUGUCGAGACCAUGGUACAUAGGAUGAGACGAAUUCAAGGUAUCAACCCUGGCCGCCGUGAAUCAUUCAAUAAAAAAUUUAAAAUAAAAACAAUGCAACGG
Xylona heveae TC161 is the source of this 1039-nucleotide messenger RNA. RefSeq names its product GMF family protein. The coding region runs from base 170 to 613 and encodes 147 amino acids. The transcript has 4 exons. Gene Ontology annotation, cellular component: actin cortical patch. The record is from RefSeq and is a predicted model, not a curated record. Gene Ontology annotation, biological process: negative regulation of Arp2/3 complex-mediated actin nucleation; actin filament debranching. Gene Ontology annotation, molecular function: actin binding; Arp2/3 complex binding. NCBI's taxonomy places the organism in Eukaryota, Fungi, Ascomycota, Xylonomycetes, Xylonales, Xylonaceae.